Molecule: messenger RNA, 2064 nt
Organism: Candida albicans SC5314
Lineage: Eukaryota; Fungi; Ascomycota; Pichiomycetes; Serinales; Debaryomycetaceae
Product: Zn(2+) transporter
Exons: 1
Coding region: 1-2064 (687 amino acids)
Source: RefSeq, a predicted model, not a curated record
AUGACAGAAAAGCGUCUUCUGCCUUCACCGGCAUUGAAUGAAGCUUUUGAAACAGAAAGUGCAGUUUCAGAUACAAGUGAUACCCCAAUGACGAAUAAUUUUGAAAUUCCACAAAUACAAAUACCACAAGAUUCUCAAAUUAAUCCUAUGUCACCGUCUAUUCACAUUGAGGAAGCUUUUGUCCCCAAUGACACAUCAUCGGCUAGUAAUUUUGGAAUGUUGUCAAGUGCAAAUUUUUCGACCGAUUCUUUAAACGACACAACAGAACCAUUUGUCGAUUAUUAUAAUAAUAGCAACAGUAACAAUGGUUCACCUAGACGAUAUUCAAAUUCAUCGUUAACCAACUCACCAAGAAUUGGUCGAGCAAAUUCAAAUAGUGCUACUUCACGUUCUCGUCCAUUAUCUGCAUUUCUAAUGGAUUCCAGCAAUGCGAUUUCUGAAGAUGGUCAACCAAUUCAACCAGUUUUCAACAAUACCCCAAGAUCAAGAAAUUCGUUGACUUUCGGAAUAAAAACACCGGUUUCUUCAACAUUCGCAAAUAAUUAUACUCCACCUCCAUUGGCUGCACCAACUGGUCCUUAUAGAUCUUCAUCUCCAACAAGGCAGUCAUCACCACUGAGAAUAAACAAACAUCAUCGAUCAACAUCGCCAGUAAGAAGAGGGUCCUCACCAACAAAGGCCAACAAUAACAACAACAACAACAGUAAUCCAUUCAAUUUUCAAUCACAAGACUUGAUGUAUCAAACUAAUCUUAACGUCAGUAAUGGCUCAAAUCUAAGUUUGCCAGUUAAACCGGCUCAUCGUAAAGGUCACAAGUAUAAACAUUCUUCGAUUUCUAUGAACCUUUUCCAAGAACCUCCGCCAGUUGAUAUUGGAAUGACACAGCUUUCAGCUAUACCUGAUCUGUAUCCAAUACCAAAUUUCAAUGAAACAUUGAAUUCAAUUACUCCUAAUCAGAAAUUACGAUUCAUGUGGUCAGGUUUCCAUGUGGGAUUAUCUUUAAUUAUUUUCACUAUUGGCUUCAAAUUCAAAUUGCCGUCUUUAUCAACAUUGGCUCAUUUAGUAUUUUAUGAUUCAUUAGGUUCAUUACUUAUAGUGUUUGUUGACACCAUGUCUAAUUUUGAUGUUUGGAAUAAAUCGUCUCUUGCUUAUCCGUUUGGAUUAGGAAGAAUUGAAGUUUUAGUUGGAUUUGCAUUGAGUACUUCGCUAGUAAUGGUUGGGUUUGACUUGUUUAGUCAUUUCAUUGAAGAGUUUAUAAUAUUGUGGGUUUCUCCCGAUAAUCAUGACGAUCAUGAACAUCUGUCACAUAAUGUUCAUGCCGAGCCUGGGAACAAUGGUAACUCAAAUUGGUUUAUUUAUAUUGUGGUUUUAAUUGUCACCAUGGCUGUGUCGUUGUUUUCAUCAAACUAUAUUUUGACAUAUGAUAGGAUCACGGAAAUGAUAAACGGUCAGGAUGACACUGAUUUGAAAGGUAAUUUCCCAACUAAGCGCAACAUCAGUAAUGGAAGUUUGAUAAACGAGGCUAAUACGAUCGAUAACAACACUACUGGUGAGAAACUAAAGAAAAUCGUUAGUGUUUGGAAAAAGAAUCCUACCCACUUGAUCACAUUGAGUUAUACAUUAUUUUUAUUAGUGGGACCAUUGAUACCUCAAAGUUUAACAUCUGAUUUGGCAAUUGAUAUUAAUGAAGCUGCUACUAUUACGGUGGCACUUUUGUUAUGUUAUAAUGGAUGGAAACUAGUGAAAACUCUUGGUGGGAUAUUAUUAUGUUCAUUCCCUUAUUCAGAUUACGAUUAUCAUAUGCUCAAAUCAAGAAUUAUUGAUCAAAUAUUAUCUAAAGAUUUUUUCAAACAAACCUAUAGAAUAGAAAAAUUUUUCAUUACAAAAUUCAAUUAUCGACUUUUUGUUAUUGGGAUGAAAAUUAAUAUGAAAGGAGCUAAUUCUGAUGAAGAAGUAAGAAUGAGAUUUGAAAUAAAUCGAAUAAUUUGUAAUGAACUUGAAAAAUUGGAUAAUUCUAGUAAAUUAGUGAAACCAGAGAUUACUAUUGAUAUAGACCGUUUUUAA